GGCUCCAGUUCAAAAACUCUGCAAUAUGUGUGUGUCCUUGUAAGGGCCCCGACUACACAAGAAUCAACAAGCUUAACAGAGAGCAGCGUCGGACAUGAGGCAUUUACUGACUCUUCCACGUCUAGCCUCCCGGGCGUUUAGCACAACAGUCCGGCAAAUGAAAAACCAGGUGCCGGAAAGUCAGAAGGUUUUCCUGGAGGAUAACGGUCUGCCUAUCCACAUUAAAGGAGGCACUACUGACGUCCUUCUGUACCGUUUGACGAUGGCCAUCACAGUAGCAGGCACUGGCUUUUCCUUUUACUGGUUGCUGUUUGCCUCUUUCCCCAAGAGUAAAGCAUAAUAACUUUAAAGCUACAUGACGCUGUACAAAUCCAUUUCAUUUCAAAUACCUUGAACAUUAAAGCACAUAUAUGAAAGAUGUAUGUGUUAAA
Molecule: messenger RNA, 431 nt
Organism: Pimephales promelas (fathead minnow)
Lineage: Eukaryota; Metazoa; Chordata; Actinopteri; Cypriniformes; Leuciscidae
Gene: cox7a1
Product: cytochrome c oxidase subunit 7A1
Biological process (GO): regulation of oxidative phosphorylation; mitochondrial electron transport, cytochrome c to oxygen; mitochondrial respirasome assembly
Cellular component (GO): respiratory chain complex IV
Source: RefSeq, a predicted model, not a curated record